AUGCCACUGACUGCGGAGAGUGCAGCCCAACAGAUUCAGGACCGGCUGAAGGAUAUUCAACAACAUAUUCACAUUGUGGAUGAGGAGCGUCGUCGGGCGGAGAACUCCAUUUCCAGCCUGGUGCGAUCGCUCCAUGCCACCAACCAAAAGGUGAAACCCCUGCUCAAGGCCAGCUUGAUGGAGGCUGCCCAGGAGGAGGCCACAAUUCGCGCCGCCCUGGCCAAAAUCCACGAGAUUCGCAGCAUUCGCAACGAGAGGCGGAUCCAAGCUCGAAAUGCUGGAAACAAGGAGGCCAUUCGACGAGGAGCCCUCAUGAAAAUGGUCCAAUUGUCCGCUCAAACGCUGCCCUUGUUCGUUGGAAAACUGGGAGAACGGGCACCGGCUCUAUGUGGAGCCAUUCCAGCCGAGGGAAACUAUGUGGCCAAGGUUGGCGACAAUGUGGCAGCUUUAGCCAAGGGAAUUGAUGAGGAGGAGAACUGGAUCCUGGCGGAAGUAGUGCAGUUCUUGCAUCGCCAGAACAAAUACGACGUGAUCGACAUCGAUGAGGAGCAGAAGGAUCGUCACGUGCUGAGCAAGCGGAAGGUUAUCCCUCUGCCUUUGAUGCGUGCUAAUCCAGAGACUGAUGGUCACGCCCUCUUCCCCAAGGACACGGUGGUAAUGGCGCUAUAUCCACAGACCACCUGCUUCUACAAGGCCAUUGUACACCGCCUGCCGCAGACCGCCACUGAGGACUACGAGGUGCUCUUCGAGGAUUCGUCGUACAUGAAUGGCUAUGCCGAACCCUUGCCGGUGGCCCAGCGCUAUGUGAUUGCUUAUCGUCCAACGAAAAAGGGCGCCGGCAGUGGCAGCGGAAAUCUCUCAUCAGCUUAAUUCCUUAAAUAAAUAAGAAUAAAACAAG
Molecule: messenger RNA, 898 nt
Organism: Drosophila subpulchrella
Lineage: Eukaryota; Metazoa; Arthropoda; Insecta; Diptera; Drosophilidae
Gene: Sgf29
Product: SAGA-associated factor 29
Exons: 4
Coding region: 1-870 (289 amino acids)
Cellular component (GO): SAGA complex
Source: RefSeq, a predicted model, not a curated record